This is a messenger RNA of Nematolebias whitei (Rio pearlfish), 1914 nucleotides long. Its product is annotated as GDP-Man:Man(3)GlcNAc(2)-PP-Dol alpha-1,2-mannosyltransferase. Gene Ontology annotation, cellular component: endoplasmic reticulum membrane. Lineage: Eukaryota; Metazoa; Chordata; Actinopteri; Cyprinodontiformes; Rivulidae. Gene Ontology annotation, biological process: protein N-linked glycosylation. The transcript is spliced from 6 exons. The record is from RefSeq and is a predicted model, not a curated record. Bases 18 to 1592 code for a protein of 524 amino acids. Gene Ontology annotation, molecular function: GDP-Man:Man(3)GlcNAc(2)-PP-Dol alpha-1,2-mannosyltransferase activity.
GGAGUUGUGUUGUCAAAAUGGCUGGACACGAACAUCACUACCAUCACUUCUCUCUGUGUUUCUGUGAUUUAAUGAGACUGCUGUGGUCCCUGGUGAUGCCCUGCGUCUACCUCAGCCUGUUCCUGACUCUGGUUCUGCUCUUGGUCGUGCUGGGGCUCCGCGUGUGGCUGCAGGGGCGCCGGAAGAGCCGCCAGGCUCAGGGGGGCGGCCCGGCGCUGGCUUUCUUCCACCCGUACUGCAGCGCAGGAGGCGGCGGGGAGCGGGUCCUGUGGUGCUCCCUGAGGGCCCUCAUGAACCGAUACCCCAACGUCUCCUUUGUGGUUUACACGGGGGAUAAGGAUGUGACCGGUGAGCAGAUUGUGGAGGGAGCACGACAGCGUUUCAGCAUCACGCUGCCUCGACCGGUCACCUUCAUCUUCUUGCGUCACCGUGGUCUGGUGGAGGCCACUGCUUACCCCCACUUUACCCUGCUGGGCCAGAGCCUUGGCUCCAUGUUCCUCGGGUGGGAGGCCCUGACAGCCUUCGUUCCUGACCUGUACGUGGACUCCAUGGGUUACGCCUUCACGCUUCCGAUCUUCCGCUACCUGGGAGGCUGUAAGGUGGCGAGCUACGUUCACUAUCCUACAGUCAGCACCGACAUGCUGUCUGUGGUCAGGGAGAGGAACCCCAGAUUCAACAAUGCUGAUUUCAUCUCCAAAAACCCGGUCCUGAGUGCUGUGAAGGUUCUGUACUACUGCUGCUUUGCUCUGCUCUAUGGCCUCGCCGGCUCCUGCAGUGACGUCAUCAUGGUGAACUCCACCUGGACGCUGGGACACAUCCUGGCUCUGUGGCGCUCCCCGAGCUGCACCAGCAUCGUCUACCCACCCUGCGAUGUCCAAGCCUUCCUCGACAUCCCGCUUGAGGAGGAGGAUGAAGACGAGGUGGAUGAAGGCUGGGAGGAGCUCGGACGAGAGCUGGGCAGGGAAGAGGAAGGCGGAGGUGGAGACAGGAAGUGCCAUUCCAUCGUGUCUGUGGGUCAGUUCAGGCCGGAGAAAGACCACAAACUGCAGAUUGGAGCAUUUCACAAACUCCUAGACAGAAAAGGGGAGGGGCCUGGGGGCCGGGAGUCUCUGCGGCUGAUCCUGAUCGGUGGCUGCAGGAACCAGGAAGAUGAGGAGAGGGUUCUGAUGCUGCGAGGACUCUGUCAGGAACUCGGGCUGUCAGACCGCGUCGACUUUAAACUCAACAUCCCGUUUGAGGAGCUCAAGAGGGAGCUGGUGAAUGCCACCAUCGGGCUGCACACCAUGUGGAACGAGCACUUUGGUAUAGGUGUGGUGGAGUGCAUGGCUGCAGGCACCAUCGUUCUUGCCCACAAGUCAGGAGGGCCGAAGCUGGACAUCGUGGUGCCGCACGAGGGCAGGCAGACGGGCUUCCUGGCAGACAGCGAGGACAGCUAUGCUGCUACCAUGGAAACCAUCCUGGCGCUGGCGCCGUCAGCUAGACUGGAGAUAAGACGAGCUGCCCGCGACUCUGUUGGACGAUUCUCUGACCAGGAGUUCGAGGCGUGCUUCCUCUCUGCCAUGGAGUCUCUGAUGAGUGAAGUGGUGCCAUGAAGAAGACCAGAGGAGAUGUGAGGUCCACCAGGGACCAGGACUCACCAGAGACGUGUUUCACAGCCAUGUCUGAGUGGAGAACAGUGAGCAUCAGUGAAGGGGCGCUCUGUAAAACUAACGGCAUUAACGCUGAUGGAACCUUCUCUAAUCCUUCACGUCUUUCAAAUAGUUCCACACGUGAGAAUGAUUCAUGUCCACACGUGCACAGGACUGAGCAGUGAACGAGCUAAAGAUGAUGCUCAGUGUACAAAGUAAGUCAGAGUCCUGAUGAACACGUAAAAUAACUUCCCCGUGAUGUUGAAGAAAAACCAAAUGUAGGACG